AUAUUAUGAGCUUCUCAUCAAGCUUAAGAGAACCACUGAGGGAUUACUUGCGUCCCACACAGCUCAGGGAGUCUGGGGCACUUAUGGUGGCCUACGGCGUGUUUGUCUGGAUACAGAAGCCAUUUUGUACCAUGGAAUAAAGAAAUCACAGUCAAGUUCUGAGUCAGACGGCAGCUUCUGGCAGUUUGUACAGGGCCUCAAGUGGCUAAGUCCAAGUCUAGCCCCAAUCGUAGACAAACUGAAUCGUCUCAGCCAGGCACGGAGGCUGGGUGACACAGAAAUGGGCAGAGCCUGGUUGAGGGAGUCAGUGCAAGACCACACAUUGAUGACCCAGCUGGAUAUAUUGAUCAGUGAUGAAAAACAUCUACAUAAUUUUUACCAUGAUGAUGCCUUCCUUUGCCAGACUGACUACGUCAUGGCCAUGAGGAUUUGUUUCAGAGCCAUAGAACUCGGAAAACCAGCAUUGUUGUCAGAGAUCAGUCCCUACCUUCUGCGUUCAGGUCAAGUGGGUGCUGCUUUAUCCCGCAGCUCAUCGCUUCCCAUCAAUAGGGCAUCCCGUCUGGCUGCAGUAGUUACUACUGAAGGUCAAUUAGCCUUGGGAUGUUCACUUCCCAGCGGCAUAAACAGAAGCUCUGAAAUGGGGAACAAGCAUUCUCAUUUAAAUG
Molecule: messenger RNA, 665 nt
Organism: Candidula unifasciata
Lineage: Eukaryota; Metazoa; Mollusca; Gastropoda; Stylommatophora; Geomitridae
Source: the annotation of a GenBank genome assembly